This is a messenger RNA of Branchiostoma floridae (Florida lancelet), 1657 nucleotides long. RefSeq lists its product as uncharacterized. The record is from RefSeq and is a predicted model, not a curated record. Bases 194 to 592 code for a protein of 132 amino acids. The transcript has 3 exons. Lineage: Eukaryota; Metazoa; Chordata; Leptocardii; Amphioxiformes; Branchiostomatidae.
CAAACACAAAAUGCUUUGAAAGCAUGGUUUGUAAUAAACAAUUUUGCCGCUAGACGUCUCUGUAUUCAGUUCAUGGACUUCCACAUCAAAUAUUGAUGACAGCUCCCGUGCAAAGAAAUACCUUCUUCAACCAUACGUGUUCAAGGCUGCAACCUCUGACUUAAAGGUGCCGUCUGCAGAUUGAGCCGUCGCCAUGGCAACCGUCAACAACAACAAGCCGAAAUUUCAAACAUUCGUGGAGAUUGUGUUCGACAGCCCAGAAAACACUGCAAACGCUGAGGGAGUAUUCACCAUCUACUGCAGCACAGGCAUUCCGCCAAACCUGAAGCCACUGCUGGAAUCCCAGAUCAAGUUUCCCAUCCCGGGGGUCAGCUACAAGACCGAAGGUCACUAUUUCCUCACGCUCACCACCAAGAUCGAUGCUGAACCCGUGCCCGUUGACCUCUGGCGUUUAACCUUCGACCCGACCCGAGUGCUCCAGGUCAUUUCCCAGGCCAUGGAAGGUUAUCAUAUCGUUGGAAGGUCAACAGUUGCGCUACCUAGUGGGCGGAUAAGGCAUUACUGGACAAUGGCGAAAUCCUGGUACAUGUAGUAAUACAUGCUGAUAAGAUAGUCAUUUUAUUGGCGACGCCUCAGAGGCGGAGGCAAUUUCAGGUGUCUUCUUCACAGUCACAUCCUGGGUCCCUGGUGCGUAUAUGUAGCUGGUGUGUCACUUCGAUUUAUUGCAGUGCGUAUGUCGGAUAUUUCUGCACAAGGUCUAGGACGGUAUAUAGAGGUUUCGCCGCCUUAGUCUUGAGGAUGCCUAACUCUAAACUUCUAACGUUAACCCUAAUUCUAAUCUUAACCCUAACCAUAACCCGAAGUCGUCCUUGUCCUGGUGCCGAAUUGUCCUGACCGACUAGGGCCUGAACUGUGCAGGUGCCGAAAUGUCCCUAUAGCACACGAAAAUACAUCACCAAACCGACAUAACAUGGACACUCGGGGAAAGCAAGCAAUAAACUUAGUAAUGGAUAGAAGAUAUUAAACGGUUCAAAUUGACAAAUUAUGAUGAGUAUUGAUGUCUAUCAUCAGCUAUGGACAUAUCUCAAAGGAUAAAAAUACGUUUUACGUAAUAUGUUUUCAUUAUCAUAACACAUUAUUGUAUUGUACCCCAAGAUUUAAGUUUAAUACAUACUCUUUUAUUUAUCGAACCUUUGAUAAGCUUAAGCCCUACUUUAUACCAGGAUGUAUAACAAAUGUUACUGUGUAGGCAAAUUUGUCCCGUCGGAAUGUUGUUUAAUCCAGAAAGUAUAGGAUUCUGCAUUACAAGGUAGUUAAGUAGCAACAGUGCCAUUUAUUGUUAAAAGGCCUUGUCUUGAAUAUGUCUAUCUCCCCAAAUUACGGAAGCUCUGUACUUUACGUUACAAUGGAGAAGCUUCACCAAUUUGAGUACUUUAUUGAUCUUUACCCGCAAUGGGUACAAGUAAGAAACUAGCCAUGGCAACUUUCAUGAUGUAUGAUAUCAAACCCACCUUUUCAGCUAUUCUACUACUGUUCACUGGUGAGCUGAAAUACAAAAAUGUACCAACCCCAAAUGUGAAUAGUUUCUUUUGCAGCGUCACUUCGUUCUCAGCUGAGCCUACUGGCACACGGCGCAACAGGUUUCAAUGAGAGGGUU